AUGUCCAACUCUUCAUUGCACAACUUUCUUCGGCUGCACAAACGACAGCUGGACAUCAAAUUAUUCUGUAAAGUCGGAGUGGACAGCAAGCUGACAUUAACCAACCUUCAAGUUGCUUCAUCUACACUGGGAGAAGACGACAAAACAUUUGCAGAACAGGAUACAUCGAUGGCGAUGAAUUAACUGCAGAAUAGAGGGCACCAGAAAGGUUACAGCUUCCCAAAAAAGGGCAUCAGAUAGGUUGCAGCUUGAAAAGAGGACAUCAGCGAGGUUGUAACUUACCGAAAUAGAAAUUCAGCCAGGCUGUGACUUCCAGAGAGAGGACUUCAACAAAGUUGCUGCAUCCAAAAAAGAGGGUCAUCAGCAAGGUCGUCAUUUCAGGAACGUACGCGGUUGAAGCUUCCCUAUUAAGGGGUAUCGGCAAACUUGUGACUCUUCGCGACACAGGGUAUCAGUGAGAACUCGGAAUCCUAAAAAAAACAGCUAUCAGCAACAGGUCAGCUUCUCUUCAGAAGUCACCAUAGUCAGAUACUGAAAAUUUCCUCGACGAACAGUUACAGCCACUAUUGCCACGGACUGAUUUAGAGAAAUAGGACAAAGUAAGAGCAAAGUUUUUGCAGUAGAAGAACUGCAUUAGGUGUCACAAGUACAAAACAAGGACUGUACUGAAUCUGUAUAUGCUUAAUCUAUGUAGCGCUGCUUAACGUCAUUGUAAAUAAGAGUAGCGUUAACCUUAAUAGCGAGCACGAUACUGUCUGUUGACACCAGUAGUACAAGUAGAAAGUACAAACAGAAGAAAAUGUCAUCCUCCGGUGACAGUAAUGAAGCCGAAAUCGUAGGAAGUACUCCUGAUGUAAAGAAAACGCCUUCAUUUGAAGCAGCAAAGGGCGUUGUGCUAACCCUCAUGUCAGCCAUUGCUAUCUCUUUUUCCGCCGAAUUCACAGCAUUAAUAAGCAAGGAAGGCAUCCCAAGUUUCCAAAUCUUCUUCCUAAAGCGAUCGAUUGAGCUUCUGACCCUUGUUCCUAUUUUAGCAUUCUGGCGGCCAAAGUUAUACGGUGAAAACAGACGCCAGAAUUUCAUGUUGUUCCUAUUUGCAACGGUUACAAAUGUCUCUAUGGUUGCGUACUUUCUUUCUUUUGUCUACACAGUUCCAGGAAUCGCUUUUGGUAUCAUUCAAGGUUUGAUGCCGUUCUUUGUAGCCUGUAUCGGAUUUUUGGUCUUGAAGGAAUCUCUGAGUCUUGUGGAUGGUUUUGGGAUGGUCAUCAGCGUAUCAGGGGUUGUACUAGUGGCUGUUGGGAAUACACAGGUAGGGGGAUUGCCGACCAAGCUACUCGUCAUGUCAAUCGUUAUGCCUCUGCUUGCGUCGUUUGCCUUAGCCCCUGACGUGGUUAUUAUGCGGUACCUGACAGGAACACUUGGGGUGCCAAUAGUCACAGCAUUGCUGUAUCAAGAUACUUUGGGGGCAGUGGCUUGCCUGGGAAUAACAUACGCGGCAGAGAUUCCAGUCUGGACGAUGUCGUGGCGUACGGUGUUAUACGUGGUGGGACUUGGGGUGAGCAAGAGUCUUGGCACAUUUUUGCUCCUUGCAGCCUUGAAAUUUGUAAAAGCGUACAUCUCAACUACAGUGCGCAUGUUUGUCAUCCCGAUCACCCUGCUGCUUGACUACUUCUUUAUGCAGAAAAUACCACAUUCCUUCCAAGUGACAGGCAUGGUCUUGGUUAUGUUGGGAAUAGUCUUUGUUAGCGGGCAUACUUGGUGGCGGAAACAUCGUCAGAAGGAAUAUAACGUUUCAGUCUAAUUUUGAACAAGAAAAUGGAUAUUCCAAGACAAAGAAAAAUUGUGUGCCCAUGUCAUGGUGCCUUCUUAAAUGGAUCAAAACCAGCUGAAAAUCACCUCUCGAAACUUUACGGUCUGAUUCUAAAGAGAGAUAAGUCGGUAGGUAAAUUUAUCUCUUUUAGUUUUUUUUUUUUUAAUUUGUAAA
Branchiostoma belcheri (Belcher's lancelet) is the source of this 1981-nucleotide messenger RNA. RefSeq lists its product as uncharacterized. Gene Ontology annotation, cellular component: membrane. The coding region runs from base 800 to 1798 and encodes 332 amino acids. The transcript is spliced from 2 exons. Lineage: Eukaryota; Metazoa; Chordata; Leptocardii; Amphioxiformes; Branchiostomatidae. The record is from RefSeq and is a predicted model, not a curated record.